Molecule: messenger RNA, 1092 nt
Organism: Daucus carota subsp. sativus
Lineage: Eukaryota; Viridiplantae; Streptophyta; Magnoliopsida; Apiales; Apiaceae
Exons: 1
Coding region: 1-1092 (363 amino acids)
Molecular function (GO): catalytic activity
Source: RefSeq, a predicted model, not a curated record
AUGAUUCUAUUAGGAUGGAACUGUCGAGGGCUUGGGCAAUCUCGAACAGUUCGUAUUCUUAAUGAGAUGCUGACAUCUCAUAAGCCCGAUAUUCUCUUUCUUUCUGAAACUCUUGUAGAAGGUAAUAAAGUUGAAGUUCUUGCUUCAAAAAUUGGUUUUGUUAAUUUUCAUUCAGUAGAUAGACAAGGUAGAGGAGGUGGUUUGGCUGUUUUCUGGAAGAAUAAUGUUCGAUGUUCAAUUAUGGACUCCUCUCAAAAUCAUAUUGACAUCAUUAUUGAGGAAAGGCAUAAUGUGUCGUGGCGUUUAACUUGUUUUUAUGGUUUCCCUGAGCGAGAAAGACGUCAACAGUCAUGGGACUUUCUUACUCUUUUGGCCACUAAGUCUCAGCUCCCAUGGUGUAUUUUUGGCGAUUUCAAUGACUUACUUUAUGCCUCUGAUAAGAAAGGGAGGCACCCUCAUCCGCAAUAUUUGCUUUCUGGCUUUAAACAGGCGAUCGAGGAUUGCUCUCUUGCUGAAGUCGAGCUGUCAGGAGGAGCAUAUACUUGGGAGAAAAGUAAGGGUACUGCUGAUUGGGUUAGAGAAAGACUGGAUAGGGCGUUUGGUAAUGACUCUUGGUGGCAAAUGUUUCCUUUGUGCACACUUACUGUUUUCCAUGCUGUGGUCUCAGACCAUGAGCCAGUAAAAUUAGAGUUGGUUAACACUUCAGUUACUAAAAAGCAGUUCCAAUUUAGGCUUGAAAACACGUGGUUAAAGGAGGAGAGUUUUCAUGAAGAUGUGGCUAAAUAUUGGAAAAAUCUUCCUGCUGUUCAUCUGUUGCCAAAGCUUAUUUCAGUUUCAAAUUAUAUGGCAGAAUGGGGCAGAACUUUCUUCCAUAAAUUCCGAGAAAAAGUCAUUAAGCAGAAAGAGGUGAUUGAGCAGUAUAAGGACAGAGAGGAUGAUGAUGGUAUUCAAUUAUAUUUUGAUGAAAAGGAGAAACUUAAUGAGUUGUUGCUUAAUGAAGAGCUCUACUGGAAACAAAGAGCAAAGACGUUUUGGCUGGAGGCUAGAGAUACCAACUCUAAAUUCUUUCAUGCAUCAGCAUCGAGUAGAUAG